Molecule: messenger RNA, 688 nt
Organism: Ichthyophthirius multifiliis
Lineage: Eukaryota; Ciliophora; Oligohymenophorea; Hymenostomatida
Exons: 2
Source: RefSeq, a predicted model, not a curated record
ACAGAAUUAUUAAGCACUUACUAUUAAGCAAAAAAAUAUGACGACAUUGAUUUAUUAGCUUUAGAAAUAUAAUCUUUAAAUAACUAAUAUUAAUAAAAAAAAAUAGAAACUUAAGAAUGGUAAAUUUAAUUAAAUAAUUUAAAACUAGAGAUACCAACAAUUUAAACAGUAUAAAAUUAAUAACUAAAAAAUUAUGAGACUUAAAUUUUACUUUUAAUGUCUGAUAUAGAUAAUAAAUAAUACGAAGUAAAUGAAUUGGAAAAAAUUAAUAAAAAUUUAAAAAUUCCUAAUCAUAUUUACAAUUUAUAAUCUAUUUAAAGCUAGUAAACAUAGUAAGAAUUUGAUUUUUCUAAAUUUAAAACCGAUUUUCUUAAUUAUACCAAUGAAGAAUAAGAAAACCAAAAGAACGGAUCUUUUCCUUUUCUUUAAGAAAGUUAAUUAAAACUUAACACAUAAUAUCUUAAUUAAUCAAUCGAUUAAAAGAUCAAAGAAAAAAAUUUGUAACAAAUACAAGAUAUAUAAAUAAAUUAAAAAGAAACUUAAGGCUUACAAAAUAAAUACUAAAAUACAAUAUAAACUACAAACUAGCAUAAAGAAGUUAUUAAUUUAUCAAAUUUAAAAAACAUAAAAAAAAAUAAAAAAAAUAAGUUACAGUAAGAAAUAAUAAAUAAUUAAUAAAAUUAAUUGA